AUGGGGAGUCGAGGAAUCGAGUUUCCAUUGUGCAUGGGGUGGUUCGUGGAGCAAGGAUUGCCACACAGUGUAAACAGUCCAAAAACCAACCAAAAAUGCAAGUACAGCGGCGGGGACUCUAAAUCCUUGCACUAUUACCUUCGGAUGCAUCACUAUCCACGGAAAUACAUGUGUUGCUGCAUCUCAAACUCAACUAAAACAUCCAAAGUUCCAAAAGGCACAUUGCUCACCACUUCGACCAGCAAAUUGAUGGGGGUCAGUCCAAGGAUCCAUGUCCCACUACCCCCUUGUACAUAG
Molecule: messenger RNA, 297 nt
Organism: Laccaria bicolor S238N-H82
Lineage: Eukaryota; Fungi; Basidiomycota; Agaricomycetes; Agaricales; Hydnangiaceae
Exons: 2
Coding region: 1-297 (98 amino acids)
Source: RefSeq, a predicted model, not a curated record